AUGAAGAACUCCAUCAUUGUCGCGGCCAUGGGUGUCGCCGUUGCCAGCGCCCAAGACUCGCCAUGGUACCGCCCUGGAAGCUUGGCUUCAUUUCCUACUGCCACCAACGUGAUGGCCGCUCCAUUUCACGGGACCAACGCCGGCCCAGACUCUACAACCGCCAUUCUACCUGAGAAUACUCAUGUAGGCCGGGGCCUGGGUACAGAGGAGACCGCAGACGAGAUUGCAGAGACCGCUUCAGACAAGUUCACGAUGGUUACAUUUGGUGAUCGUCCUCACACCGUUCUUCCCCCUCGCCCUGCUUCUUCAGACAAGUUCACAAUGGUUACGUUUGGUGAUCGUCCUCAUACUGUCUUUCCCCCCCGUCCGGUUUCUACCUCAGACAAGUUUACCAAGGUUACAUUUGGCGAUCGUCCUCACACUGUCUACCCCCCUCGCCCUAUUUCUACUGUAGACAAGUUCACAACAGUUACUAUUGGUGAUCGUCCUCACACCUAUCCCCCCCAUCUUGUGACCUCUAUAGACAAGUAUAUCACGAUACCUGUGGGUGCUCGCCACCAUGUUUCUGGCCCCCGUCCCGCUUCAGACAAGUCCACAAUGGUUACUUAUGGUGGUCGACCUCACACCGUUUCUGCCCCUCGGGCGAAUCCAAACACACCGACAAUGGUUUCUUUUGGUGGUCUUCCUCACACUGUUCAACCGCCACGAAGUACCGAUUCCUCAGGCCAUGUAGCGGCAUAG
Messenger RNA from Pochonia chlamydosporia 170, 741 nucleotides. RefSeq lists its product as hypothetical. Bases 1 to 741 code for a protein of 246 amino acids. The transcript has 8 exons. The record is from RefSeq and is a predicted model, not a curated record. NCBI's taxonomy places the organism in Eukaryota, Fungi, Ascomycota, Sordariomycetes, Hypocreales, Clavicipitaceae.